UUUUGCAUCAUUGAACCAAGAUCAUUGUUAAAAAUAUUUCAUCGAAUAUGCCUGAAAUGUAUUGCGGACUAUGACAGUCUUAUGGAUACUUGUCCAAAUUUCCAUCAGAUUUUUCAGUAAUGACCACUUCAUUGGUCCAUGGUGGCUCGACAAAUUUUUAUUUACCUUUGUGGAGCCAGGAUGAACAGUGCUUUGGUGGUUUCAAUUCUUCUGCUGCAAGUUGGAUUCACCCUGUCAUGUCCCACAACAAGCUGCACUUGUGAAACCGUGUCUUCAUCAACUAAACGAGUUAUCAGAUGUCGUGAUCUUAAUGCCAUACCAACUUUUAGCCCAUCUGCAGAACUAUUCCUGAAACUGGAUCUAGAUUCUGCAAGUAAUAACAUACAAGUGCUUCAAGCCAAUGCGUUUCAGGGAAUUCGUUUAGAGGAAAUUGAUCUAACUGGUGAAAAGAAUCAAUUACAGAGUAUUCAUCCAUUGGCUUUUUCUGGAUUACAACAAGAUCUGAAAACCAUCAGACUGCGUGGAGAUUCGGUAUUGCCACCCCCCUUCAGCCAAAUGCAAAACUUGACCAACCUCCAGGAACUUCAUCUGAAAAAUUUCAAUAUGCCAAGAAUUGAACGCAGUUCUCCAUUUCAUUAUUUUCCUAAUCUCCUCACACUGCGGUUGAGAGAAAUGCAGACAACUUUUGUGUCUGCUGAAUCCUUCAUGGAUCAGUUAGAAAUGUUAAAACGCUUUGAAUUUGCAAACAAUAAUGUCCCAACUUUUCCAAAACCUGCAAUUAAUAGGCUGCGCACUUUGGAACAUCUCUCAUGGCUACAUAAUGAAAUGGAAACCAUCCCAAAUGGAAUAUUCAGCUCUCUCAGCAAUCUUAUUGAACUGGACUUGAGAGGAAACCAGAUUGCCUCAUUAGAUUAUGGGUGUUUCAAUGGAAUAACAGAAAAACUGGAGUUUUUGGGUCUCCAAAUAAAUAAACUAAAUGAACACAGCAUCCUGCCACUGGGUAAUCAUACAUGGCCCAAGCUAGAACAGCUUAGUCUAGGUCAUAUGCAAAUAGACUUUCAAGACAUUCCUUCUGGAUUAUUCAAAAACAUGCCAAAACUGGCUAACCUAAUGAUGCCUGGCAAUAAAUUAAAAGAGAUAAAAAGCAAUGAUUUUGAAGGUCUUAGAAGUAUGCACUCUCUGGACUUGUCUGAAAAUUAUAUAAAAACUAUUCAAAAAGGUGCACUUGCUCACAUGCCACUUCUCGACACUCUUGAUUUACGGGCCCAGUAUGAUGUAAGUGCCAGCAACCCCCUUAACUUCAGCUUGGACAUCUUCCAGGGGACAGAACUUGCUUUGAAGACUCUUUAUAUACAGGAUAACCAUCUGAUAGAACAACAUGCUUGGGACGCUAUUGGAGCCAUGAAGAAUCUGAGAAACCUUGACAUUUCCAAAACAAAGCUGUCCAAUAUUCCGUCUUUAGUUUUCUACAGCCAUAAUCAACUUGGGAGCCUUAAAAUGCAAAGUAACGAUCUCUCAGUGCUAAGACAAGAGUCUCUGUAUGGACUUAAAGAUUCUCUGGAAAGCAUAGAUAUUGCUUUCAACAAAAUAAAUGUAAUAGAUGAAUGUGUAUUUGAAGGAUUUAGCAAACUGAUGUUUCUUUUUGCAUUAGGAAAUUCUCUUGCCUGUAACUGUAAUCUCUAUGGUUUGUACCAGCAUCUCAAAAUAAUAAAUUCAACUGGAGGAUACACACAAGUACCUUGUAGUUCUCCACCAAAUUUAGCUACCAAGGAGCUGCUUGAUUUACCGACAUCUGAUUUUUGCACCAAUUUGCCUACAUUAGCCACAUGUCCGGAGUUCACAACGACAACAGUUCCACCCAGUACUACAACUAUAACAACAACAUCCAUCCCUGUGCCAGACAUCCAGUUAGUAAUAUCAAAUGUGAAUGAAAAGACAAUAGUCAUCUCCUGGACUGUCGUUGGUGACAUGACAUACCUGAAAAAUUUCAGGGUGCAGUACAAACAGCUAGGAGUGGACAAUCCAGAGAUCAAAACUUUCCCAAUAGACAUAUCAAAACGAGAUCAUCCAAUAUCUGGACUUUUACCUGCAUCCAGGUAUCAAAUAUGUUUCUAUAUUGAUCUGACUGAUUCCACUACACAAAAGUUAAUAGGAUGUCUGACACAACAGACAAAACCAGAAGUUCCUACAGUGGCAACAACAGCAGCUAACACUGGUUCAGAUAACACUGGUACCAUUGUUGGGGGUGUGCUGGGAGGGUUUUUGUUAAUUGCCCUUGUUGUUUUAGUCUUUGUACUCUACAUUAUCUGGCAAAGGCGGAACAAAGAAAAACAGAAACCACCUCCACUUCCACCAGCUACUGGGAAUGUUAUGCCCAUUGCAAUGAAUCAACACCGUCCAACAAGUCAACCCAAAGUGUACAUCAGAAAAGCAAAUGGUGAAUUAGAGGUAAUGACUAUUUCCAAUGGAGUUAAUGAUAGUUCUCGUUUUUCUGCUGGAAGUUACCAAAAUGUUGACCUUAAUGCUGUUAGCAAUGACCCCUAUCCAACCAAAGGAGCAACAGGGGGUGAGGUAGGUGCAGAAAGAAGGGAACCCUCCAAGCAACAGCAUGUAAAGCUACCUCCUGAAAAUAAGCCAAAUGGAACUUUCCAGGAAAAACCCCGUUACACUCAAAUGCCAGGAGCCCCUUCACUGCCAAAUACCCACUACAUCAAUGAAGUCAACAGAAUGGCAGAGCGUGACCACUAUUCAAAUGGUGUAGAAACGCGACCGUUACCACAGACCCCUAAUAGUCAGUCAAUAUCGACUAUUUCUGGAGGGGGGUUCUUAAAUCAUGGAUUUUCAUCAAGUCCAACAGAAACUGUAUAUAAUGAAAUUGACCAUAAUAAUACAGGAACAGUUGUGUGAUGUAGAAUAAAAAGGAAAACAUAAGUGAGACCUUGAUCUAUCAGUGGACCGCACAAUGCAAAAUUCAAGUGUCCAUGGUAACAGGAAAACUAAUUCUACAAGCUUUCAAAAAUUUGAAGAAUCAUAAUGGUUACCAUGAUUUCGGUUGGAUACUUCCCAUUAAUUGUGCUGACUCAAAGUGAUAUACUGAUAUAAGAAAUUAAUCCUGUCAAAUAUCUUCUAUACUAAAUAGAAAUGAAUGACAGAAGCUGCUGUAUGCCAUUUAUGACCUGAGAAUGAGAAAGGCAAACACUUGAUACAAUAUACUCUGUGUGUCUUUCGUAUUACUAGGACUUUAACUAGAAUCUAUGUUUUAACAUUAUUUUAGUUCCUCCAUUUAAACAGAUUUUUAUUCCACAGGCACUAAACAUAUCAACUUGCUGGGUUUUUUUUUUAAAUUAAUUUCAAAGUGUAUUUUAAAGUCAUUUAAAACUUUAAAGGUUUCUUGCAUUUAAACAGAACUGUUGCUUUAAGUUUUACCUUUAACUUAUGAACUGAUAGCAUAAUAAUGUGUAACCAAAACUGUACUCUAUAUUGACAUGAACCUUUUAUCUUUGCAAGAGGAGGAUUUUAAAAACCAAAUAUAGUCAUAACCACACAUGGAUUUUUCAUUUUUUUUUUUUUUUACAUAAAUGAGCUUUGUUUUUUAUGAAUAUCACUGUAUAUUGUUAUUCAAUAAUUUUUUUAAUUACCAUUAAUUAUUAGAUUUAAUAAGUGCUAUAUAUUACUGUUUUAUU
Saccostrea echinata is the source of this 3683-nucleotide messenger RNA. Its product is annotated as leucine-rich repeat-containing protein 15-like. Gene Ontology annotation, molecular function: protein binding. The record is from RefSeq and is a predicted model, not a curated record. Bases 139 to 2907 code for a protein of 922 amino acids. Gene Ontology annotation, cellular component: extracellular matrix. The transcript is spliced from 2 exons. NCBI's taxonomy places the organism in Eukaryota, Metazoa, Mollusca, Bivalvia, Ostreida, Ostreidae.